Messenger RNA from Schizosaccharomyces osmophilus, 1251 nucleotides. RefSeq names its product folylpolyglutamate synthase Fol3 (gene fol3). Lineage: Eukaryota; Fungi; Ascomycota; Schizosaccharomycetes; Schizosaccharomycetales; Schizosaccharomycetaceae. The record is from RefSeq and is a predicted model, not a curated record. The coding region runs from base 1 to 1251 and encodes 416 amino acids. Gene Ontology annotation, molecular function: ATP binding; dihydrofolate synthase activity; tetrahydrofolylpolyglutamate synthase activity. Gene Ontology annotation, biological process: folic acid-containing compound biosynthetic process. The transcript has a single exon. Gene Ontology annotation, cellular component: cytosol; cytoplasm; mitochondrion.
AUGCCAAUUCAGCUCGGAUUGCAGCGGAUGCGUCUGCUCUUAAAACACUUGGGAAAUCCUCAAGAGACUUUUUGCGCCAUUCAAGUUGCUGGGACUAAUGGAAAAGGAAGUAUUUGUAGCUAUAUAUAUACAACCUUGUUACAAGCGGCCAUAAAGACCGGUCGAUAUACCAGUCCACACUUUAUUGAGCCCAGGGACACCAUUCACAUGAACGGUCAAGUUGCAAGUAAGGAAAUGUUUGAAACCUGCCGGAAACGGGUCAUGGAUAUUGACAAACGCUUUGGUACGAAUGCUACCGAAUUUGAACUGUUGACAGCUACUGCGUUUGAAUGCUUUUGCGAAGCGGGCGUACGCGUAACUGUGAUUGAAACAGGUUUAGGUGGUAGAUUAGAUGCCACAAAUGUAUUUGAUUCUCCUUUGGUAUCUGUGAUUUGUCGGAUUGGAAAGGACCAUGAAGCCUUUCUCGGAAAUACACUAGAAGCCAUCGCUCGUGAAAAGGGAGGGAUUUUCCGCGAGAACGUCCCCUGUAUAAUAGACUCAACAAAUAAUCCGAGUGUAAUUCAAGAGCUUAAAAAAGUUGCUCAAGAAGUUCAUGCUGGACCUGUUUACUUGGCAUCAGCGAAGGAGACAAACCAGGCUCAAACUUGGAGUGUUACGAGCCCCUCUUGGGGAACGAAUGAUUAUCAGACUUCUUUGAAUGGCUCUUAUCAAGGUGCAAAUGUUGCUUGUGGUGUAUAUGCUUUGGAUGUACUAACCGCUUCCUUCCCGUUAAUGAUUCCUCAUGCGCAGAACGGUUUAAAAAACACACUUUGGCCUGGAAGGUUGGAUUUCCGAGAUAUUCCUGGGGUGGGAAAGGUUUUGUUUGAUGGAGCUCAUAAUAAGGAUGCUGCCAUAGAACUGGCCAAGUUUGUGAACCUUCAACGCGAAAAGAAUGUCAGCAAGUCGGUUUCAUGGAUGGUAGCUUUUACAAGUAGCAAAGAUGCGGAUUCCAUUUUAGAUGCCUUAGUUCGUCCAGGAGACACAGUCUACAUUACUCAAUUUUCUUCCGUACAAGGGAUGCCUUGGAUCCAAUCUAUGGAUUCUAGAGUGAUCCAAGAUUAUCUUUCUAAAAAACACAUUCGAGCUCUACUCGUUGACGAAAAAAAUAGGAAAAACGCUUUACGUUCUGCAGUAAGUCAAAACCCAUUGACUGUUGUUUGUGGAAGUCUAUAUUUACUCGGUGACAUGUAUAAAACUCUUCAUUUAGAGUAA